Messenger RNA from Fusarium keratoplasticum, 1047 nucleotides. RefSeq lists its product as uncharacterized. Lineage: Eukaryota; Fungi; Ascomycota; Sordariomycetes; Hypocreales; Nectriaceae. Gene Ontology annotation, biological process: mitotic spindle assembly checkpoint signaling. The record is from RefSeq and is a predicted model, not a curated record. The transcript has 4 exons. Gene Ontology annotation, molecular function: ubiquitin binding. Bases 1 to 1047 code for a protein of 348 amino acids. Gene Ontology annotation, cellular component: kinetochore; mitotic checkpoint complex; bub1-bub3 complex.
AUGGCUCCCGCGACCCAGUACGAACUCUCCCCGGCCCCGGGCGACGCCGUGUCGUCAAUCGCCUUCGCGCCGUCUUCUGGAACCAAGCUCCUCGUCUCGUCGUGGGACAAGAAGGUUUACUGUUAUGAUAUCGCGGGCGGAGCGGGAGAAGCGACCCUCGUCAACACGUACGAGCACCGAGCGCCUGUCCUGGAUGUCUGUUUCGGCGCUAGCGACAAUGAAGCCUUUACUGCUGGCAUGGACUGGGUUGUAAACAGGAUCAACUUGGAGACUGGCGAAAAGACUGAGUUGAGCAAGCAUGCUGCGCCAGUCCGCUGUGUAGCAUACAGCCCGACGCAUUCCAUCCUCGUCUCCGCGUCAUGGGAUUGCAGUCUCAACCUUCACAACCUUGCCGACCCCUCGAGCGCCCCCAUUCGAGUCUCCCUCCCCGGAAAGCCCCAUGCGCUGGCAGCCAGCCCAACCAAGGUCGUCGUUGCGAUGGCUGGCCGAGUAAUCAACAUUUACGACCUCAAGACCAUUGCCGACCUGUUCGUUACCGGAUCGACAGAUCUUCAGCCAUGGCAGCAGCGGGAAUCUUCACUUCGAUAUCUUACGCGGGCGGUAUCUUGCAUGCCCAAUGACGCCGGAUACGCUACCAGCAGUAUCGAGGGCCGAGUUGCGGUCGAAUGGUUCGAGGACACUGCUGAGUCGCAGGCGCGCAAGUACGCUUUCAAGUGUCAUAGGCAGGCAGCGCCCGACGGAGACGGUGAUAUUGUGUAUCCCGUCAACGCGCUGGCUUUCCACCCGGUCCACGGAACCUUUGCCUCUGGUGGUGGUGACGGAACCGCUGCUCUGUGGGAUGCCGAGGCCAAGCGUCGACUAAAACAGUACCAAAAGUUUCCCAACAGCGUUGCUGCCCUUGCUUUCUCGAGCGAUGGCAAGUAUCUCGCUGUUGGCGUGUGCCCAGGCUUCGAGACUGGCCAGGAGGACUACAACGGAGCGGGCCAGACAGCGGUUCUGAUUCGUGAGCUUGGAGAGAAUGAGGCCAAGGGCAAGGGAGCUAAAUAG